GUCCUUUCACAAUUAUUUAAUUUUUAUUUAAUUUUGUUGUAAUAUAGUUUUAUUUAUUGUUAUUUAAUUUGUUGCUUAGUUUUCUGGAGGUCCUUCAAUUAUUAAGACUUUGUCGAUAAAUUUAAUUUUAAUUUAAUCAAAAUCACACGUGUUUUGCUAAGUGUUCUUAGUUUGUUGCUUUUGCCAAAGGUUAUACUUUUGGUUGGUUCUCUGUAAGUUUUGGUCGGGAUUUCAUUCUCCUUUUGUAGUUGAGUUUUAAUUUUUUAGUUAGGUGUUUAAAUAUGAAUUUAGUCUAUAUAGUUUAAUUCAAGGAUUUUAUUUUCUAAUACUUGUGUUUUCUUGGUGUUGUUUGUUUUUUUCAAGUAGUAUUUCUGUAUUACAAGUCGAAACUUUGGCUCUCUAGUAAAGCUAUCAACAAAGAAAGGGUGUUUUUAAUGAGCUGGAGGUGCUGUUUGAGGAUGUUAUAGUUUUAUCGUCUAAAUUUUCAGGGGCAGUUUUGUCCCAUAUGGCUCGGAUAAAAAUUUUGCAGCGCAUGGUUUGACAAAGCAUGUCCUUCGGUUAGACGAUGAGCUAUCCUGGUUCGAGGAGAUGAUGUUAUCGUUUGCGGAUUGCUGCAAUGUUAAUCAUCUGUGAUUUUGAUCACCGCGUCAAAAAAAAAAUUAGUAAUUUUUGUCCAAAAUAAUAUUUAUAAAAAAAAAAAAAUCUAUUUGUUCUAAUAAUUAAUGUUAGUUUUAUUAUUCUAAUAAUAAUAAUUAAUGAUAGUGGAACUAAUUAGCAGUUUUUGUUUCUAUUUUUUCAAAAUUAAUUUCUUUUAUUUUUUUUUAAAUAAUUUCUCUAUUUUGAUUUGUAUUUAGUUGAACUCUUUUGUAAGUGUCUAUAGAUUCAUUCAACAACGGACCACCACAGUCACUUAUGUGUACCAAAACGACAUAUCGUUUCUCCUUUAAAAAAAAAUACAACGACAUUUCACUAAAAAAAUGAAUUAAGAAUUUUUAUGUCAUAGAAAAAAGUGAAGACACGCCGUUUGAUUAUACAAUAAACGGAAUUCCAUAAACGACAUGUCGUUUAAUUAAUGAUAUCAAUUCACACAGCAGCAAAUAACAUAUAUAACAGCAAUAACUUCCACAUUUUCAUUAGAACCCUCUUAUGAAACUCCCUCUCUUUCCCUCUCUCUAGUCACAAGAUCAUCUUCUUCAAUUGCAAAAAAAAUGGAUGAUUUACCAUUAACUUGUAUCACAAACAAAAUUAACAAGAAGUUACAAGAAUUGGAAAACUCAGAUGACUUUCAAGGUUUAGUUGAAUUAGGAAAUGAACUUACUUCUCUCCUUAAAGAAGCAUCAUCAUCACUUUUGGGGAGCGUUGAAGAUCAAGAAUUCAAUGCCAAAUACACAGAGUUAAAGAAACAAGCUUUAAGUCUAAUCGAUCGAACCUAUGAGUUUGAAGAAAAACACCUAAAGUACAACAUUCCAUCUCUAAUUGGUGUACAAUCUUUCAAGGGUUACUUGGAAAAUUUACAAGAGUUUAUGAAAAACGUUUGGGAGAAAGAAUCCAAAGAAAAAAGAGAAAAAGGAGGAAAGAGUUUGAUUGAGUGGCUACAACACCUUGACCAUCAUCAUCAAUCUGAAAGAAAGACUACCAUUGAAGAAAUGAAGAAGGCUGUGAUUGAUCUUGGCACUGAUAUUUCUGUAAUUAUCACUGAAUUUCUUCUUUUGGUGGUGAUUUUGGGUGAUAGGAAUGACAUAAUGAAGAAUCUUGAUGAUUUCAAGGCUAUGAUAAAACUACUAAGUGUUGAGAAAACUAAUGAUUCUAUUGUGAUCAAGACUUUCUUAUCUGUGAUCCAAUUAGUAGUAAGAACAAUGAAAAAGAGAAAGAGUUUGAGUGGGAAAAGAGGAGAAAAAUCUGAGGUCGCCGGCGAAAUAGAACUCGAGAUCAUGAGAAUGAUCCUUAAAGAAAUUUUGAGACUUGAAGUUGCUCUGUGUUGUCCUGAUUUGGUUAUGGUGUUGACAGAUGAGAUAUACUUAUCUAUGAUAUCUCAUCUCAGAAAUUUCUUUGAGUGUAAAUUGAGUGAUUUGAAUUUGAAGGUGAAUGAAUUGAGGAUACAAGUUGUUUCUUUGCUUAUAGAUGAAAAUCAUGAUAGUCAAGAAGAAAGGAAAUUGAAAAUUGCUAAGGAAACAAUGGGUGCUGGAGCUCAUAACAUAUGGACCAAAUUUGACAUUAAUUCAUCAUCAUCUUCUUCAUAAGUCUACAUUGAAUACAGCUGCUUAUGAUGACAGUUGGUUGGUUUAUUCGGUUAGCUUGCUUAGAGUCUAUGUUAGUGUCGUUAGUCAUGUAGAUAAAGCUUUGUAAGCAUGGAAAUGAGUAGUAAGUGCAUAUAAUAAUUUUUAGGUUAAUACCCCUAAAUUUUAAUAUGUACUAAAUUAUAUUUUUUGAAUUUUUUUUACCGUUAAAAA
Messenger RNA from Cannabis sativa, 2450 nucleotides. RefSeq lists its product as uncharacterized. Bases 1209 to 2240 code for a protein of 343 amino acids. The transcript is spliced from 2 exons. The record is from RefSeq and is a predicted model, not a curated record. Lineage: Eukaryota; Viridiplantae; Streptophyta; Magnoliopsida; Rosales; Cannabaceae.